Talpa occidentalis (Iberian mole) is the source of this 3139-nucleotide messenger RNA. RefSeq names its product glutamate decarboxylase 1 (gene GAD1). The coding region runs from base 114 to 1898 and encodes 594 amino acids. Gene Ontology annotation, molecular function: pyridoxal phosphate binding; glutamate decarboxylase activity. Lineage: Eukaryota; Metazoa; Chordata; Mammalia; Eulipotyphla; Talpidae. Gene Ontology annotation, biological process: GABA biosynthetic process. The transcript is spliced from 17 exons. The record is from RefSeq and is a predicted model, not a curated record. Gene Ontology annotation, cellular component: presynaptic active zone; cytoplasm.
GCUGCGCAGAAAAGCAGCUGGAGCGCCAGAUUUAUUGUCGCCGAGCCGAGCCCGUUGGUGCACACAACCGAAGGAAGACCCCUAACACUAAAGGCCCCGGGACGACCGAGCUGAUGGCGUCUUCGACCCCUUCUUCUUCCGCAGCCUCCUCGAAUGCAGGAGCAGACCCCAAUACCAGCAACCUGCGCCCCACAACUUAUGACACCUGGUGCGGCGUGGCCCAUGGAUGCACCAGAAAACUGGGGCUCAAGAUUUGCGGCUUCUUGCAAAGGACCAACAGCCUGGAAGAGAAGAGCCGGCUUGUGAGUGCUUUCAAGGAGAGGCAGUCUUCCAAGAACCUGCUUUCCUGUGAAAACAGUGACAGGGAUGGCCGCUUCCGGCGAACCGAGACAGAUUUCUCCAAUCUAUUUGCUCGAGAUCUGCUUCCAGCUAAGAAUGGGGAGGAGCAGACCGUACAGUUCUUACUGGAAGUGGUGGACAUUCUCCUCAACUAUGUCCGCAAGACAUUCGAUCGCUCCACCAAGGUGCUGGACUUCCAUCACCCACACCAGCUUCUGGAAGGCAUGGAGGGCUUUAACUUGGAGCUCUCUGACCACCCUGAGUCUCUGGAGCAGAUCCUGGUUGACUGCAGAGACACCCUGAAGUAUGGGGUCCGCACAGGUCAUCCUCGAUUUUUCAAUCAACUCUCCACGGGACUAGAUAUCAUUGGGUUAGCUGGUGAAUGGCUGACAUCAACAGCCAAUACCAACAUGUUUACAUAUGAAAUUGCCCCCGUUUUUGUCCUCAUGGAGCAGAUAACACUUAAGAAGAUGAGAGAGAUAGUUGGAUGGUCAAGUAAAGAUGGUGAUGGGAUAUUUUCCCCUGGGGGAGCCAUAUCCAACAUGUACAGCAUCAUGGCAGCUCGCUACAAGUACUUCCCAGAAGUUAAGACCAAGGGCAUGGCGGCUGUGCCCAAACUUGUCCUCUUCACAUCAGAACACAGUCACUAUUCCAUAAAGAAGGCUGGGGCAGCUCUUGGCUUUGGAACCGACAAUGUGAUUUUGAUAAAGUGCAAUGAAAGGGGGAAGAUAAUUCCAGCUGAUUUGGAGGCAAAAAUUCUUGAAGCCAAACAAAAGGGCUAUGUUCCUCUUUAUGUCAAUGCAACUGCUGGCACAACUGUUUAUGGCGCUUUUGACCCAAUACAGGAGAUUGCAGAUAUAUGUGAGAAAUAUAACCUUUGGCUGCAUGUUGAUGCUGCCUGGGGUGGUGGGCUGCUCAUGUCCAGGAAGCACCGCCAUAAACUCAGUGGCAUAGAAAGGGCCAGCUCAGUCACCUGGAACCCUCACAAGAUGAUGGGUGUGCUGCUGCAGUGCUCUGCCAUUCUUGUUAAGGAAAAGGGAAUCCUGCAAGGCUGCAACCAGAUGUGCGCUGGGUACCUCUUCCAGCCAGACAAGCAGUAUGACGUCUCCUAUGACACCGGGGACAAGGCAAUUCAGUGUGGCCGCCAUGUGGACAUUUUCAAGUUCUGGCUGAUGUGGAAAGCAAAGGGCACGGUGGGAUUUGAAAAUCAGAUCAACAAAUGCCUGGAACUGGCUGAAUAUCUUUAUGCCAAGAUUAAAAACAGAGAAGAAUUUGAAAUGGUUUUUGAUGGGGAGCCUGAGCAUACAAACGUCUGUUUCUGGUAUAUUCCACAAAGCCUGAGGGGUGUUCCAGAUAGCCCUGAACGACAGGAAAAACUACACAGGGUGGCUCCAAAAAUCAAAGCGCUGAUGAUGGAGUCUGGCACCACCAUGGUCGGCUACCAGCCUCAGGGGGACAAGGCCAACUUCUUCCGGAUGGUCAUCUCAAAUCCAGCAGCUACCCAGUCUGAUAUCGACUUCCUCAUUGAGGAGAUAGAAAGAUUGGGCCAGGAUCUAUAAAUUCAGAACAUGAGUCUGCAGGAAUUCCCUUUCCCUUUAACAACCUCUAUAAGUUGCUGAAACACAUGCCCCAUUUCAUUGAGGGAACAUAUACUCUCUUGAAGAAUACUGUUACAACCUUACUUAAGCUUGUUAAGUUAGCAGGAAAUAAUGUUCUUUUUAAAAAGUUGCACAUUAGAUAUACAGUAUAUAUGUACAGUUACAUAUACCUCUCUCUCUCUAUCUUUAUGUGUAGUGAGUAUGGUUUAGUGAUAGAUCACAGCAUGCCCCCCACUCCACAAGAAUUAACUUCACCUUCAGCUGUUUAUCGAGGGGCCAAACAUGCUGCAAACCAGCUCACUCAACAACCACAGGGAAGAUGUUUUUCCAAAUGUCAUGUCAUAAGGAUAAAGGGAAAUGCUGGUGGUGGCAGCUGACCUCAUUGUCAGUGUUUCUCCCACCUGAAGUGAUGAUGGAUGAGAAAAAGCACCCCUAAAUGAUAAGAGUCAUGCCCUGCCCAUUAGUAUCCUGUUAGGGGGAAAUAGCAGCAGAGUCAUUGUCACAGGUGUACUAUUGCUGUAUUUUUAGAGAUUAAUUUGUGUAGAUUGUGGCUAUUACUGUUGUCUGACUUGGGGGGGAGGACACGUGUAAUGAUUUCAAUGACUGUUUAAUUGUAGGUAAAUGAAAUAUUUGCUUAUUUAUAUUCAGAUAUUUACCAUGUUAAAGAGGUGUCUUGUAUUUUCUUCCCAUUUGUAAUGUAUCUUAUUUAUAUAUUAAUGCAGUAAGUUCUGAAAACUGUUUAUGGUAUUUUCGUGCAUUUGUGAGCCAAAGAGAAAAGAUUAAAAUUAGUGAAACUUGUAUUUAUAUUAGAGUGCCCUUAAAAUAAGGAUUUAAGCAUAAGUUUACUAUCUAUAAGAGAAUUCUGAUGUUGUACAUAAAGUCAUAUAUAUGCAAAUCCCAUUACUUAAAUAGCAUCUGCUCUCCUAUUAUCUUCUGUCUGGCUGUAUGUCUGUGUUCUCAAAGCUUUUCUAGUAUCUGUUGAAUAAUAACUAGACCUCCUGCAAUUUUGUAGUAGUUCAUGACCAAUCUCUGUGACUUGCUUAGCUCAAACCUAAGGCAAUGUUUUGAAGACCUCCCGAAGAUCUCAGAUUAAUUGACCAGGCUCACAACUGUUUUUGAAGAAAGGAAAUUCACACUGUGCGUUUUAGAGUAUGCAAGAAUAUAAAUAAAUAAAGAUAUUCUCCAUGGAGAACUCAAACAAA